Messenger RNA from Elgaria multicarinata webbii, 5032 nucleotides. RefSeq names its product zinc finger protein 271-like. The transcript is spliced from 5 exons. The coding region runs from base 268 to 2316 and encodes 682 amino acids. Gene Ontology annotation, molecular function: RNA polymerase II cis-regulatory region sequence-specific DNA binding; DNA-binding transcription factor activity, RNA polymerase II-specific. NCBI's taxonomy places the organism in Eukaryota, Metazoa, Chordata, Lepidosauria, Squamata, Anguidae. The record is from RefSeq and is a predicted model, not a curated record. Gene Ontology annotation, biological process: regulation of transcription by RNA polymerase II.
AUCCGGUCUCGGCAGCUGCUCGGCCACCAUAUUGGGAUUGGUUGCCACCCGAGAAGAGGCCUCGGCUGCCGAGCGCUCUCCCUGCUGCCGCCCGAGGAGGGGACUUCUGCCUGGGGGAGGGGGCUGGAUCCGGCUCCAGACUUUGCUGCGGCCAUUGAGCCCUGAUCAGGCGAAGGAGAUCGCGGCGGGGACCGGACACUUCUUGAGGACUUGGCUACAAGCUCGGAGUGGGAGGUGGGGAAGUGAGAAAGGGCUUCAAGUGAGAUCAUGGAGGAGAAUGGCGAGGAUGUGGCUUCCCUGGCGGCCUACAUUUCAACAGAUGGCAGCUACACAGUAAGGGAAAAGAUGGUGAAUGAGGAAGAGGAGGGUACUUCUCAGCAGGGAGACCCUAAGCCAGCAGAACUACACAAGAUGCCCUUGGAAAGUUGCCAGGGGCAAACCUCCCCAGACCUUGAACCAGAGGGAGGCGAAAUCAGCGAGACCAGCUCGGAGACGGAGCCUACAAGCGCUGUCCCAGAACCGGAGAAUGAAUCCCUUGCCAUCAAUGGAAGUACCCCAGGGAGCGAAACUGUGGGCACUUACCUGUCACAGACGCAGUACAUCUGUCCCGUUUGUGGAGAAUGCUUUAAUGGAAGCUCCUGCCUUGUUGAGCAUCAGAAAGUCCACAAAGAAGAGAAACCCCACACGUGUCCAGUUUGCGGAAAAGGCUUCAGCCAGGAAGUGGAUUUGGUAGGCCACAUGCAGACCCACACGGACGAGAAGCCCUUUUCCUGCCUGGAGUGCGGGAGGAACUUCCUUUUCAGCUCUGAUCUGGUUGCCCAUCAGAAAGUCCACACGGGAGAGAAGCCCUAUAUCUGCCUGGAGUGUGGCAAAGGCUUCUCCCAGAGCUCCCAGCUCAUGUCUCAUCGGAGAGUCCACACGGGGGAAAAGCCCUACGAGUGCAUCAUCUGUGAGAAGAGCUUCCGGUCCAACUAUGACCUGGUCAACCACCAGAGGAGCCACACUGGAGAGAAACCAUACAUAUGCUCUGACUGUGGGAAAAGCUUUACCCGCAGCUCACACCUGAUAUCCCACCAGAGAGUUCACACUGGGGAAAGGCCCUAUCCCUGUGGGAUCUGUGGGAAGCGAUUCCGGGACUGUUCACAUCUUAUUAGGCAUCAGAGGGUCCACACCGGUGAGAAACCUUAUGAGUGCUCCAUUUGUGGCAAGAGCUUCCGGGUCAACUACGACCUCGUGACCCAUCAGAGGAACCACACUGGGGAAAAGCCUUAUGAAUGCCCUGAUUGCGGGAAGGGCUUCAAGCGGAGCUCGCACCUGAUCUGCCACCAGAGGGUCCACACGGGGGAAAGGCCCUACCCCUGUGGCAUCUGUGGGAAAAGCUUCAGCUACAGCUCGGACCUCAUCAAGCACCAGCGGAUCCACACUGGCGAGAAGCCUUACGAGUGCCACAUCUGUGGGAAGAGCUUCCGGAUUAACGCCGACCUGGUCACUCACCAGAGGAUCCACACAGGAGAGAAGCCUUACACGUGUGCUGACUGCGGGAAGUGCUUUGCGCGCAGCUCGCGGCUCGUGUCCCACCAGAGAGUCCACACGGGGGAAAAGCCCUACGUCUGCCGUGUGUGUUUGAAAUGCUUCAGCGAUGGCUCUGCUCUUGUGAAGCACCGGAGGAUCCAUGCAGGGGAGAAACCUUACACCUGCCCUGAAUGUGGGAAAAGCUUCUCUCAGAGCUCAACCCUUAUUGCUCACCAGAGAAUCCACACUGGAGAGAAGCCCUAUAAAUGCCCUGUCUGUGGUAAAGGUUUCAGCGUCAGCUCAAACCUCGUGGCUCAUCAGAGAAUCCACACAGGAGAAAAACCUUACGAGUGUUCGGUCUGUGAGAAAAGCUUUCUUGUCAGCUCCCACCUUAUCAGGCACCAGAGAAUCCAUACGGCGGAAAAGCCGUAUAUGUGCCGGGAGUGUGGUGAGUGCUUCACCCAGAGCUCUCACCUGGUCGUCCACAAGAGAAUUCACACCGGAGAGAAACCUUAUUUGUGUGCCGUGUGCGGGAAGAACUAUCGUGGGGUCUCCGACUUUAUUCUGCAUCAAAGAAUUCACACAGGCGAGAAGCCAUAUACCUGCCUGGAGUGCGGGAAAAGCUUCCGCCAAAGUUCAUGUCUUACCAAACAUCAGAGAAUACACACUGGAGAGAGGCCAUAUGAGUGCCAUGAAUGUGGGAAAAGCUUCAGUAGGAAUUCACAUCUUACUAGACACCAGAAAAUCCACACAGCAGAAAGAAAUGCCAGGCAGGUGCUCAAACAGUUCGCUGUCAGAGACUGAAAGUUAGGUUUAUUUUUAUCAUUGUUAUCAGUGAGGAGGAGGUCUCCCAUCUGUCCUUCUAGCCUUUGCUUCACCAUCUUGCACCACUUACUGUCUCCAAAGGAAGCAAAAACUGAUCAGGGAUGUGACGUGCUCCUAUAUUGCCACCUUGUGGUAUGGACAUGGUUCAUCUUUCUAGAUUUCCUGCUUUCUGAACAAUGGCUUUUGUAACUGUGCUGCCAAUGUCCAUCAUGGAACUCAAGCACAGUGUUUCUAUCAGGUUUAAAAUACCCAUCGUGUCAAUUUCCCCUUUAGACCAGUGUGGGUAGGCAACCUUUUUGGUCCCAUGCUCACAUUUGGCAGUUUGAGAAAAUGUCCUGGACGCCGCCACAAAAUGGCUGCCACAAAGGACACAUAAGAGCUGCCCAAAAGGCUGAGUUCAAGACAGAGGUGGGAGGGGUAGGGUACAGUGGAGGCUGGUGGCUCCAAUGUCAGUGGGGUGGUGACUCCAUUCCGGGUUUCAGUCAGAACAAGUCAGACUGCCAAAGGAGCUAUGUAUGCCAAGGUUUGAAGCAGUUUGGAUCGCUCCCUCAGAGUUCUGACUGAAACCCGAAGCAGAUUCACCGCCCCACUGACAUCAAAGCCACCAACCACCGUUGGUAGGGCAUUUUGUUGGUGACUGGGGGUGCACUGGUGUCCAUGGGCACCAUGUUGCCUAUCCCCACCUUAGACUGUGAGGUGUGAGAUACCCUUAAUUAGGGUGACCAUAUGAAAAGAUACAGGAUAGGGCUCCUGUAUCUAUAACUGUUGUGAUGAAGAGGGGAUUUCACCGGGUGCUGCAUGCAUACAAAGGACACCUGCUGAAAUUCCCUUUUCUAUGCAACUGUUAAAGAUGCAGGAGCCCUGUCCUCCUUUCCGUAUGGUCACCCUGCUUUAAUGCUCUUUAAGGGGCAUCCCCAGGAAAUGGCUGCUUUUUCCAGGAGGUGGAAUUGAAGACGGAUGCCUUCGUGAUAAAAACUUAGUCCUUUCUCUGAGCCGAUUCUACUGUGCAGAAACAAUAUGUGGCACAGCCUGAACAGUCCCUUACUUAUAAAAAAACCCCUGCCCCUGUUACUAGUUGGGAAAUCCCUGUUUCUCAACUUUAAUAAGAUUUGAGAAACACAGAUUUGCCCAAAUCUACACGACAAGUCUACAGCAAAGACAGACACCGAAGAAGACAGGCCUUCUCAGUCAAAGACUAACUUGUGAUAUACUGGAGCAGAGAAUAGCUGUUCGUGACCUCCAACCUCACCUUUGGGCUGUAAUCUUGAACUCACUAGGGGGGGGCAGCUUUUCCCAUCCUGAUGCCCUCCAGAUGGGCACUCAAUUGGGGAAGGCUGUGCUAGGCAGUAAAUCCUAUUGGUUUCAGCAGUUCUUACUUCCAAGUAAACAUGCGUAGUGUUGUUGUUAGACAACUGUGGAUGUGAUAUAAUAUGCUAUAAAGUGCUGGUUCUCAACAGCAGUUUUGCAUGUUCAAAUUAUCUGUCGGUGCGCCCGGUUUGAAAUAAUACCUAAUCCUGUUAACAAUCUGCAGACUUGCCUUCAGAUGUUCCAAUUGCUGUGCAAUUUGAGCUUUGACUGCUGUCAUGUGGUGUGGGAAAGCGCCCCUCCCCUUCCCACAAACGGGAAUGUGCCAAUUGUAGUAUCCCUCAGGCAUAGGGACCAUACGGGUGAGCUUACCUGCUCAGCCUGCCACUUGCCCCUAGACUACCAGGCAAUAACUUCAGAGUCUUUUCCUUGCUGGAUUCCUUUAUUACUAAAACCUCCUUGAACAGUGAUACUCCAAAACCCUGUAGCAAGGCCCACACCAAGUGGCUGAAACAGAGGCCCCGCCCAGGCCUUCGAUGAGGACCUGGAGACUAGCAGCUACAGGCCUCUGAAAGAUAUAUACAUCCACAUAUCACACCAAUGGCUUGGCCCUUGGGAAGAACCAGAGACAGGUUUACACGGUUUGCAGAUCAUUUGGAGCUUCUUAAGCCCCACCCCCUCCCCGAAGUGCUUAUAAAUCCAAGUGAGUGUACUUGGCAGGCAGUGGAAGCUGGUCGCUCCAGGGUCAGUGGGGUGGUGAAUCCGUUUCAGGCAGAACGCGAAAGGAUCUAUCCAAGGUGUUUUAAGGUUGUGACUGAAACCCGGAGUGGAUUCACCACCCCUCUGACCUUGGAGCCACCCGCCUCCACUGUUUGCAGUACUGGCUCCAGGUUUUUGAGGACUUUUAGGCAAGACAUCCUCAAUGCCCCCCCCCCCUCCUUUAGUAAAUCUACCUUCUCAGCUGCAUUGUCAUCAACUGCUCUUGCUGCUCCUCGUUGCUACCAUUGGCUUACUUGAUAGGGAGAGAGCCAAUGAGCAAGUAGGAAGGGGCAUCUUUGGCUCCUUCUUACUACCACUACUAUGGUGUGGGCCAGAGCGAGAGGCAGGUGAACAAGGAGGUUGCAACAGUGAAAAGAAGGAGCAACUCCUGGGGCCUUUUGUCAGUAGGGUCCUGGCUGGGGUCUGGGCCCAUGCCAGGUACCCAACCAUACCCACCAGUGACGCCAGCGCUGAUAUAAUUGCAAUGUGAAGAGAAGGUUGGCUCUGAGUGGGAUGGGGAUGUAUCUUUGCCAACUGCCAUUGAUUGUCUCAGGGGGAAAGGAUCCCCCUUGUUUGUUGUUGUUUAGCAAAAAUAAAAUAAAAUAGGCAAACCCAAAGCAACUGCAGCCGA